AUGUCCAUCGGAUAUUUAAGUACUCUGCUCUCUUUGCACUUGCGCAACAACAAUCUCUCUGGUGACAUACCUUCUUCCCUGGAGAAUUGUACGGAACUAAUUACAAUUGACGUUGCAGGAAACAAAUUAGGGGGGAAGUUACCAACUUGGCUGGGUCCAAGUCUUUCCAAAUUGAGGAUUCUCAUCCUGCGCUCUAACAAGUUUAAUGGUGAAAUUCCCCCUGAACUAUGCCACCUGUCUUCCCUGCGAGCCUUAGAUGUUUCCAACAACUAUUUUGUGGGUGUGAUCCCGAGUUGUUUCAAGAACUUUACCUCCAUGGCAACAGAAGAGAGCGUUUACUUGCGCAAUAAUGAGACAACUUACUUCUAUUCUGGUUACCCAGAGAGUGUACAAUUGGCAAUUAAAGGAAAUGUAUACGAAUAUAACUGGAUUCUUGGACUUUUCUGCAGCAUUGACCUCUCAAACAACAAUUUUUCUGGCAAGAUCCCUCUUGAACUAACCAAUCUUUUGGGGUUGAAAUCUUUGAAUCUGUCCGGCAAUCAACUGGGAGGAACGAUUUCAAGCAACAUCGGCCAAAUGGGACGGCUAGAAUCUCUUGAUCUAUCAAGAAAUCAUCUCUCAGGGACAAUUCCUUCUAGCAUUUCAAAACUAUCCUCCUUGGGUUUCUUGAAUUUGUCUUUCAAUAACUUGUCAGGGAAAAUUCCGUCAAGCACACAAAUGCUAAGUUUUGAUGCUUCUUCCUUUGCUGGUAACCAACUUUGCGGCCGCCCCCUGACAGUGCAUUGUGGCAGCAGCAGCACUGAUGGUGUGACUGUAAUCCAAGAAGAAAGUGUCGAAACUGCUGUGGAUUAUUGGCUUUAUAUCUGCAUUGGUGUGGGGUUUGUCAUCGGCUUUUGGGCUGUUUCUUUUACUCUAAUACUGGAGAAGACAUGGAGAUACGCCUAUUUCCGCUCUCCACCCCCGAUCCAGAACUGUAGUAGCAGCAGUAAUAAUGGUGUUACAAUAAUCAAGGAAGAAAGUGCUGGAGCUGUGGUGGAUUAUGGGCUUUAUAUUUCCACCGGUGUGGGGUUUGUGGUCGGCUUAUGGGGUUUGAUGAAUAAGAUCAGAACUGAAGAAUACAUUAGACUUAAUGCGAAGUGGAUAAAAUGGAAAGUAAAUGUUAAUGAGAACCCACAAGUGAUGAUUAGAGUCAAUGUCUCCUGCUACGAUACUUUUGAUUUGAGUGGCAAUACCUUUGAAGUCCCAGUCCUAAAGCAAAAAUUUGAAGCUUCAGUCACUUUUCAGAAGAAGUUGACAGAAAGCCGGGACAGGGGCCAAAUAUAA
Messenger RNA from Coffea arabica (coffee), 1323 nucleotides. Its product is annotated as receptor-like protein EIX2. Gene Ontology annotation, molecular function: protein binding. NCBI's taxonomy places the organism in Eukaryota, Viridiplantae, Streptophyta, Magnoliopsida, Gentianales, Rubiaceae. The record is from RefSeq and is a predicted model, not a curated record.